AUGAACGGGAGUCGACAGAUGGAACUCCACUACAUAAACACCGGAUACCCAUACACCAUGACCGAGAGCUUCAUGGAUUUUUUCGAAGGCCUGACAUACGCUCAUGCUGAUUUUGCUCUUGCAGAUGCCUUCCAGGAUCAGGCCAAUCCAUACUGGACAAUGACGCAAACAAACUCGUAUAAGUACGGAUAUUCUGGUGCAGGAAAUUACUACAGUUAUGGGCAUGUGUAUGACAUGAAUGAUUACAUGCAUAGAGCAGAUGCUGGACGCAGAGUUUGGGAUAAUCCCAUUCCUGUAAGCAAUACUGACUCCCCCAAUGUAGUCCUGCAGGGUGGUGAGGCUCCUCAUGCAAAUGCAAAUUCUACUACAGAGGAACGUAUCCAAACACCAGUGCACCAAAAUUCAAGCAGCCCGCAGGCUGUUUGGCAAGACAACAUCGAUCCUGACAACAUGACAUAUGAGGAAUUGUUGGAUUUGGGCGAGGCAGUUGGAACCCAAAGUCGUGGUCUCUCCCAAGAAAGCAUUGCUUCACUUCCGGUCACAAAAUACAAGUGUGGUUUCUUCUCGAGGAAGAAAGCACGCCGUGAAAGGUGUGUAAUCUGCCAAAUGGAGUAUAGGAGAGGGGAUCUGCAGAUGGCACUGCCCUGCAAGCAUGUUUACCAUGCCAGCUGCGUGACAAGAUGGCUUAGCAUCAACAAGGUAUGUCCUGUUUGCUUUGCUGAAGUUCCCGCUGAGGAGCCCAAGAUGAAAUGAGUUAUUGCAAUUAACCACGAAGUUCUGGCGCUCGGACUCGCAGCACCACCAUGCCACCAACUGAUGCAUGAUUUGUCCCCUCUUCCUUUUAGAGUUGUAUAUUAGUACCAGAUCACCAGAUAUAGGUUAUAAGCAGAUGUAGCUGGAAGCUGUAACCCGCUUCCGAGAGGUUUGCCGUAGACUGUAGAGUUUGACCGUGAACCAUAACCAACG
Lolium rigidum is the source of this 966-nucleotide messenger RNA. Its product is annotated as E3 ubiquitin-protein ligase BIG BROTHER-like. Bases 1 to 753 code for a protein of 250 amino acids. Gene Ontology annotation, biological process: protein ubiquitination; negative regulation of organ growth. The transcript is spliced from 7 exons. Gene Ontology annotation, molecular function: ubiquitin-protein transferase activity; ubiquitin conjugating enzyme binding. NCBI's taxonomy places the organism in Eukaryota, Viridiplantae, Streptophyta, Magnoliopsida, Poales, Poaceae. The record is from RefSeq and is a predicted model, not a curated record.